Penicillium cinerascens is the source of this 1668-nucleotide messenger RNA. RefSeq names its product cytochrome P450. Bases 1 to 1668 code for a protein of 555 amino acids. The transcript has 5 exons. The record is from RefSeq and is a predicted model, not a curated record. Gene Ontology annotation, molecular function: monooxygenase activity; heme binding; iron ion binding. NCBI's taxonomy places the organism in Eukaryota, Fungi, Ascomycota, Eurotiomycetes, Eurotiales, Aspergillaceae.
AUGGCAGGUUUAAUUUUGUGGCCCCUCCUUGGGAUAUUAUUUGUAUUCUACCUGUUGCGGAAGAAGACAGAUCCAGCCCUCAAGCGCAUUCCCUACGUCAAGUACAAUGCCUACUUGCCAGAUAUCUUCAACAGGCUCAUCUACUACCCGAAGGCGUCAUCUCUGAUCUACCGAGGGUAUAAAAAGUAUACGGAUAGCCCGUUUCGCAUGCUGACCGGCGACGGGGAAGUGAUUGUCUUACCGGUGAAAUACGUAGAUGAGUUGAAGCAUCUACCUCCUUCGAUUAUUAGCUCGCUAGAUGCGGUGUAUGAGAACGCACUUGGAGACUAUACAAACAUGGUGGCCACCAGCUAUCUGCCCUCAAAAACAGUUAAAAAGCGCCUGACUCCCAGUUUAGACCGAGUCGUCCGCUGGGUCAUCGACGAGCUACGCUAUGCCUUCGACACUGGACUGCCAAAAUGCGAAGGUGAAUGCCCUCAAAGUCCACUGCAUAAACAGCAAACAACUGAACAUUCCCGCCCAACAGAAGACAAAUGGACAGCCAUCAAGCCACAGGAACUAUUCGUGCACUUAAUCUCACGAGCAACCUCACGCGUCAUAGCAGGCGAAUCUCUCCGCCGCAACGAAGAAUGGCUCAACACAGCAAGCAGCUACGCCGUCAAUAUCGGUCUUACCGUAGUCCUCCUUCGACCAUUCCCCAAUUUCCUCCGUCCCUUCGUGGCGCCAUUCCUCCCCUCAGUACGGCAAAUGAAGCAGCAACUACAGUUCGCGAAGGACCUUUUUAGACCGAUGAUUCUCGAACGCCGCGAAGCAGAGGCUGCCAACGAUCCUGGCUACGUCAAGCCUGACGACUUCCUGCAGUGGAUGAUGGACGGUGCGGAAAAUGAGCAGGACUCUGAUCCCGAAGCGUUGGCGCAUCAUAUGAUGCUACUCAUGAGUUUGGCGGUUGUGCAUACGGUUACGGUGUCCAUGUGUUAUUUCCUUUAUGACUUGAUUCAUCGUCCGGAGUAUCUGGACCCUUUGCGCGACGAGAUCACUCGGACGUUGCCUGAUGGGUGGGAAAAUGGAACCAAAAUGUCCUUUGAUGCGCAGCGUCGCAUGGAUAGUUUCUUGCGCGAGUCACAGCGUUUCAGCCCCCCUGGUGAACAUAUGAAACCAGUAUCUUUCCACCGCAUCGUCAAAGAAGAUCUCACAUUACCAGACGGAGUCAUCAUCCCCAAGGGAGCACAUAUCUGCUUCCCCUCCGGCCCAAUGAGUAUGGACCCAUCCUUCAUCGAAAACCCGGAGCCCUUCGACGGUUUCCGCUGGUGUCUGGAUCCAAAUGACCGAAACGCCUAUGACCCAUCUGCCACUGCUACCGUCAACACCAACGAAAAACGAGUUAGCGAAAAACAAUAUAACCCCGCCCUCGUCCCAUCGACAUCAACCAGUUUCGUCAGUACCAGUCCGUCGAAUAUGCACUUUGGGUUCGGGCGCCAGGCGUGUCCCGGACGAUUCUUUGCGGCGUAUACGAUCAAGGCGAUUAUGAGCCGUAUCAUUAUGGAGUAUGACUUCAAAUUUGAGGAUAGUCAGGCUGGACGAAGACCGGUGAAUUGGGUGGUUGGAGAGUAUGUCCUGCCGGAUACGAGUCCGAUUGUGUUGUUGCGGAAGAGGUCGACUGGGCCGUGA